GCGGUGAUCAGAGGAAAAUUGGUGCUACGACUUAGAAAACAUAGAUAGAGCAGACAAUACUUUGAGAUUACACAGUCUCCUUGUAAAUUAAUUUGUUAUUUUGACCUGUGUUCUUUUGUUUAGUUACCCCAGUUAAGUGUGCUUUUACUGAAAUAACUGAAACAACUCGGCCGGCUUCGUAUUUGGUACUCGCUGGGUGGGCUUUAUCCCCAUUUCCCAGCUAGUUAGCUAGCUAGCUGAAGGUGCUAGGUUAGCUAGCUAGCUAACUAACUAACCGUGAACAGCAGCUGCUCGACCGUUAUCAGCCAGUAUUCAACGCAUCAUUUGAACUGAGAACAGAGUCAUUGUUGGUCUGGAGAAAGUUUGUUCUGUGUCUGAAAUCAGUCAUGGAGAGCGAUGCUGGCUUAGAAGAGAAGAAUGGAGAUGUUGCCGUGGAUAAAGUUGAACAGCCAGCAGCCACGACUCCUUUCAGAUACUCCAAGGAUGAGCUUUUGGAAAUAAAAGAACUGCCAGUAUCCAAUGAACGGCCAGACUGUCUCUCUGAUAAAUAUGACAGUGAAGGUGUCUGGGAUCCUGAGAAGUGGCAUGCCUCCCUGUAUCCCACGUCAGGGCGUAGCUCUCCAGUGGAAGGUUUUAAGAAGGACUAUGUGGAUGACAGAGUUCCUUUGAAACGAAGAAUCCCAGAUCCUCGUGAGCGGUUAAAGGAGGAUGAUCUGGAUGUCAUACUGAGCCCACAGCGACGCAGCUUUGGAGGUGGAUGUCAAGGCAACGCUGCACUUGCACCCCAUGUCCGUCGCCCAAUCAGCCCCCUUGAAAAUAAGGAGAAUGAGAGUCUCCGUCUAGGAGGAGCACGCAGGAUCGGCAGCGGCCGUAUAAUUGCUGCACGCGCAUUUGAGAGAGAAGCCCGGGUAGAGAAAGAGAGGGAACGAGAGAGAGACUUCAAAGAUAAAAGAUUCCGGCAGAGGGAUUUUGGGGACAAACGUGUGUUCAGUGAAAGGAGAAGGAAUGACUCUUAUGCAGAGGAGGAGCCCGAGUGGUUUUCAGCUGGUCCCACCAGCCAGUCUGAGACAAUUGAGCUCAUUGGAUUUGACGACAAAAUCCUUGAGGAUGAUAGGCGCAAUAAGUCCAAGCGAUCAAGAAAGCGGGCAGAGUCCAUCAGAGAAGCUGUGGAAUGUAACGGUGGACAGUCAGAAGAGCAAGAUUCAGGAUUGCGUCCUACUGCCGAUCAGGAGGUUCCCCACCCUGAUGUCCUGCCUGAGCAGACCACUGGAGACUUUGACUUCAAUGAGUUCUUCAAUCUGGAGAAGACCAUGCCAGGAUUGGCCUCUGCGCCUUUUUCUGUCUUGCAGAUGAUCGAGGAUGUUUUGGGGGAUGGACCUGUAUCGGCUAGCCGCUUCAGUCAGUGGUUCUCCAGCAGCCUGAGCCCUUCAGGAAGCCGGUCCAGCAGCCUGAGGUCCACUCCCCACGAGGAGCUGGAAAAACUUGCAGGGCUGGAGCCACGUGGCCCGUCCUCUAGCCAAGGCCCCGUCUCAUACUUCACACCUAUUCAAUCAUCGGAGUGCAAGGAGAAGGUGGACAUCCUGGAGCUGCUGCACAAGGCCAAAAUAGACCUGAAGCCUCUUCUUUCCACCCUGUCUGUGAACAAGGCUCGACUACGGGAAAGCACUAACUGUGGAGCGGUGCUCUCUCUGGAGGAAGUGGAGGGAGGGAUGAAGGGGAUGAAGCUGAGCUCAGAACCCCAGGUGCGAAAGGUGCCGCCUCCGCAGAGAGGAAACGGCACGCCCUUCAUGGCGCAGCAUCUAGAGGAGGCUUUAACAGGGGCCCCCAGCGUCCGGCCCCGCUCACGUGACACGGACAUGUCAGCCUUUAAUAAUCUGGUCAGCAGCAUGAAGGCAAGUGGAACUCUGCCAACUCACCCCAAAACCAACACAAACAACCAGCAACAUUCAGACCCAGCUGUGGUUACACUGUCUGAAGCUCAGCAGCAGCAGCAGCAGCAGCAGCAGCAGCAGCAGCAGCAGCAGCAGCAGCAGCAGCAGCAGCAGCAGCAGCAGCAGAAGAACAUAUUCCAGGAGCUCCUGGGAGGGCCUCCUCGUAGUAACUCCCCUAUACUGCUUGGACAUCUAUUGGGAAACUCUCAGGGCCCAAGUGCACCGCCCUCUCUACAUGGCCUGCUACACAAAGGCCCAUCACCCCCUCUUUUUCCACAGAGGGCCCCCUCACCUGAAUACUACACCAGUCGCCUGCAUCCUUCAGGAGGCUUCUCUGUUAGUCAUCAGCCCAUGCUGCCAGAACACUUUGAUGUACACAGGUCUAUCAGUCCGGGAUCUGCUGUACAGCAACAGAUGAGAGCGCUCUCCAUGCCGGUGAAUCAGGCGGAUCUGGAAGCUCUGGCCUAUCAACAGGACCUCGCUCUACAUGGCCACCACUCCUACCAUCCUGGCUACAAGCAACAACAGGAUAAAUUAUUUCGCAAUAGACUGCAGCAUGUCACUCGCUCCCCUGGUCCAGGCCCUCAGCCUGCUGGAAGAAACUCUCCAGGCAACCCUGUCACCAGCAUGCUGUCUCCAUCAUUUACACCAACAUCUGUGAUCCGCAAAAUGUACGCUACAAAAGAGAAAAACAGAGAUGAACAAUCGUGUCGUUCGGAUAACAAGGAGGACCAGGCAGGACACCCUCAAGAAGACUGCAGCUCCCCAAAUCUAUACCUGGAGGCGAUGGACAGGAACAAUUCCCAUUCUGGGGAUUCAAAGGUGGGCUCGCAUAACAUGCCAAGCAAGGACCAGGAUUGUCUCAGGCCUGGCUCCGCUGGGCACCAUCCUCACAGCAUGGCUCCACCAGGACCCUCAUCUUUCCCUCGUCCUAUUUAUUCGGUACCGCUGCUCCCCCAUGUGCCGAUGGCGCGCCCUCCUCCACAGCUCCACCCAAACGUGGUUCAAAGGAUGCUGGCACAAGGUAUCCAGCCCCAGCAGCUUGGACCUGCUCUUGUUCAAGCAGGUAUAUUCCCACAACACAUUGACCUUGCCCAACUCCAAGGCUUGCCUCCUGCCCUGCUUGGACAACAGCUGUACCCUCUAAGUGCAACAGGGCAUCCCCUUCUACCUCCCAGAACCAAUACUCAGAUGCAGUUAGCAGCAAUGCAGCAGCAGCUUCAGCAACAGAGACCAAUGCAUCAUGGUGUCCCAGGCUCUCAGACACAGAGCCAUGGCCCUCACCGGACAAAUGGCCCCCAGCAGCACGGAGGCCCUCCCCCUCCAGGCCUCGCCCAGUGGUUUGGGUCAGACAUGCUGGAACAGCCACUCCCUUCCAUGCCGGCCAAGGUCAUAAGCGUAGAUGAAUUGGAGUUCCGGCCAUAAGAAAAUAAACACUGCUGGAUAGCAAGAUCUUUUUUUUCCUUUUUUCCCGUCUCCACCUCCUCGUUACCGUAAAAAUGUGAACUUUAAUUUGAAUGACGGUGCACAGACCUAGACAGUCUAACCAUGCCAUGCUUUGUCUUCAACCUUGAAGUCACUGCUUUUUGAAGAAGCUUAUCAGCAGGAAAGGGAAGACGAGUGAUGGCCAUUUGCUUUGCCGACUGAGUGAACAUUUUUCUUUUGUAUUAGGCUUUGCGCAGUAAAUAAUGUAUAGGCCCAAUUGUACAGACCAUGGGAAAGAACCUUAUUCUCCCUGUAUAUAGAUUUUUUUUUUUUUCUUGAAAUGGGGAAGGUGAAACUGUCUCUCACAGCUUCCAAUUGAACUGCAGGAUAGAGUCCCCAAGAGUUGGUAGCAUUCCUUUGUCUUUUCCAACUUGAACUUCCCUGCUGAACUGCACUGAGGAAGGGCUACUGCUAGUGAAACAUGUUGGACUGAUGAGUAACUCCAGUGUAUACUCUUCCCCUUUUGUGGCAUGGCUAGUGGCCCUUUUCUGUAGAUGUGACUGGCUGGAGCAUUUCAAAACAACUCCGCGGGAUGCAGCGAGUGCAGGUUGUGCCUUUCUUUGUGGGUUUUUUCUUCUGUUUAAACUGUAUCCUCUCCCAUCCAUUCUGUCACUGAGGGGAGCAGCAUUGCUCACAUUGUCAAUUUGUUGAGGGUGGUUGGGAUUCAGUUUGUUUAUGUGCUAUUAAGUUAUAAAAAGCACAAAUAGAAUUAAUAAAUAAAUUCAGUAAACACAA
Messenger RNA from Notothenia coriiceps (black rockcod), 4151 nucleotides. RefSeq names its product eukaryotic translation initiation factor 4E nuclear import factor 1 (gene eif4enif1). Gene Ontology annotation, molecular function: mRNA binding. The transcript is spliced from 19 exons. Gene Ontology annotation, biological process: negative regulation of translation. NCBI's taxonomy places the organism in Eukaryota, Metazoa, Chordata, Actinopteri, Perciformes, Nototheniidae. Bases 387 to 3356 code for a protein of 989 amino acids. Gene Ontology annotation, cellular component: cytoplasm; nucleus. The record is from RefSeq and is a predicted model, not a curated record.